AUGACAUGUGAAACAUCUGUGCCAGGCCUGGAGGAGGCGCGGGCACCUCAAAACAUCGCAUCGCCGCAUCGCCAGGCCCGUGCCAGCGAUCUGGUGAAGGCCGAGGAUGCCUGGCGUCAGAUCAGCGUUGGCAGCCUGGUGGAGUACUCGCGCGAGGGCCUUCCGUCUCUCAGGGCGGAGGUCAUUGCGAAAGAGGAAGGCACCUGCGAUUUGUGGUGGCCUGGGCCCUCAGGACCGGAGUGCCCCCGCUUUCAGGUGAAACGGAAUGCCGACGCCAGCUAUGUGAUUGAGUCAUACGCACAUCUCCUGCGGACUCCUGCGCUCUCUGUAUUUGUUUGA
Cladocopium goreaui is the source of this 339-nucleotide messenger RNA. The record is from the annotation of a GenBank genome assembly. NCBI's taxonomy places the organism in Eukaryota, Dinophyceae, Suessiales, Symbiodiniaceae.